AUGGGCAUGCCACAGCCCAUGCUUGCUGAUGUGAUGAACAGGAAAUGGAGGGUUGGCUUGCGGAGGAAGACACAAAACAGAGGAAAGAAGAAAAGAAAAGGAGAUAUCUGGGGGGAGCUUUUCUUCAAGCGGGGGGAUCCAGAGAGAGGAGGGGAUCGCAGGAGAAGAAGAAACACGAAGCGAAGGGCGCCGAGAGGCAAACUUUUCGGUGUAGCCGCCGGGCUAUUCGGAAACGAGGAGAUCCACUAUAGAGGCGUGCGCAAGAGGCCGUUUGGCAGGUUUGCCGCCAAGAUCCAGGACCCACGGAAGAAAACUCGGGUCUGGUUCAACACUUUCGACUCCGUGGAGGAUGCAUCUCAAGGCCAAGACUAA
Vitis riparia (riverbank grape) is the source of this 372-nucleotide messenger RNA. RefSeq names its product ethylene-responsive transcription factor 3-like. Lineage: Eukaryota; Viridiplantae; Streptophyta; Magnoliopsida; Vitales; Vitaceae. Gene Ontology annotation, biological process: regulation of DNA-templated transcription. The transcript is spliced from 2 exons. Bases 1 to 372 code for a protein of 123 amino acids. Gene Ontology annotation, molecular function: DNA-binding transcription factor activity; DNA binding. The record is from RefSeq and is a predicted model, not a curated record.